Molecule: messenger RNA, 612 nt
Organism: Bipolaris maydis ATCC 48331
Lineage: Eukaryota; Fungi; Ascomycota; Dothideomycetes; Pleosporales; Pleosporaceae
Product: ankyrin repeat-containing domain protein
Biological process (GO): protein localization to ciliary inversin compartment
Cellular component (GO): ciliary inversin compartment
Molecular function (GO): protein binding
Source: RefSeq, a predicted model, not a curated record
AUCCUGAAUAUGACGGAUGCCGAUCUAAACACUAUAGAUAACAGCGGUCGGACACCACUAUCAUUGGCAGUUGAGGAGGGGGACGAGGUAGCUGUGAAGCUCUUCCUUGAGGAAGGCGAUUCUGAUCUCAAUGCAAAGGACAACGAUGGUCGAACGCUACUAUUGCUGGUAGUAGCGAACUUCCAUAAGACAGUCGUAGAGCUCUUACUAGAGAAAGAUGGCGUUGAUUCCAACAUUCUAGAAAAAAAGGGGGGGACGCCACUUUCUUGGGGAGCUGGGAGCGGCUAUCAGGAAGCGAUGGAGCUUUUGCUGAAGGAAGAAGGUGUUGACCAUGACUCCAAAGACAGCAACGGUCGGACACCACUUUCUUGGGCAGCUGGAAAUGGGCGUUGGUACGGGGCCAAGCUUUUGCUUGAGAAAGACGCCAAUCCAGACAUUGCAGAUAACAACGGUUGGACACCACUGUCGUGGGUAGUCAAGAAUCAAAAUGAAUUAGUUAUCGAGCUCUUACUUAAGAGAGGCGCGAAUCUAAAUGCCGCAGACAAUGACGGUCGGACGCCGCUGUCGUGGUUAGUGGACAGGGGGUAUCACAAGUUUCUUUUUGAGAAGAAC